AAAAAUAGGGUGUUGCAAAUGUCCAAAAAGCCCUUCAACAUUGUUAACGAAAAUCAAGUUUAAUUUCUCUCCCAAACUCCCGCGUUUUUCAGAUCAACGAGUGGAGAGUCGACCGCAUCCAUUUUAGGCGGCAAAAUCCCCAAAAAUGGAAGAUGAACAGUGGGAAGCUCUAGACGUAGACGACUCCGAAGUUCCCUUUCUCAGACCUUGCAAGCGCCAAAGCCUCUCUGUUCUCUCUCACCCCAACCCCUCUUCUUCUCCGGCGCCGUUCCUCAUUCCUGGCCCCGCCGGAGCCGUACAAUCCGCCAUGCAACGGAAAGCUCGAGGGGACGGUUUAUUCUACGGUGCCGCACGCGAUGAGGAUUCUAUCCCCACUCAGGAGUAUAUUAAGAGGGUUCUUGAAAAUGGCGAUGUUCGUGAUGACGAUGAUUUCAGGGCUAAUCCAUGGCUUUCCGCUUUGGAUUUUCUGCGAACAAAUGGUAUGGUGGAUGAUAAUUGUACAAUUCCUGGAACGCCUUUGAGUUCUAUCAAGAAUGGGUUUCAUAAUGACAGAGUAGCUCGGGUUGUUGCUAUAGUCAAGUCAUGUACUCCAAAUGGUCUUGGUGGUUUGAUGGUAACUCUUAAGGAUCCUACAGGUACAAUAGGAGCUAGCAUCCACCGCAAAGUUCUUUCGGAAGGAGAGUUUGGGAAGAACAUAUCCAUUGGUACCGUUUUGAUUCUCCAAAAGGUAGCUGUGUUCGCUCCUUUACGCUCUGCAUUCUAUCUCAAUAUUACCUUGAAUAAUGUGAUCAAGGUAUUUUUCUUUUUGUUCUUGCUAAUUAGCCAACUAUUGAUAUGGAGUUAAACUCUAUAAAUAGAUGUCUAUUAAUUGAUUAAUUACGGUCUAGCAAAAUAAUGGUCAUAAUACUUCAAGAUCUUACAUUCAUCUAUUCUAAGUUUUGAAAAAAUUUGGUGAAGAAUGAACUUAUAGCAAACAGAUUGUGGUUUUAAAGGUCACACGAUGGAUUUAGGGUGGCUAAGAAUUCUUGCAAAUAUUUCUAAGUGAUUGAUGGACUGAACCGAGAUGCUAAAGCAAUCUAGAAAUCCUUAAGAGAGACUUAUCAAUAGUUUGAAGGCUGAUAAAGUAAUUCUAUGUUGGUUAGGAUGUACUAGUUGAUUACUUUUCUCUUAUUUCAUUCUCACUUGAGUACCUUUUCUCGUCUUCUAGCCUUCGCAUUACCUUCAACUGGUUCAUAUUAUAUACAUAGAAAAUGGUAUACCAACAAAUUUAGAAGCUCAUUACUUGUUGGCCACAUGAUUGUGAUUAAGACUGAACUUGGGGUCUUCUUUAGUUAUGUUUGUGAUGAGAAAGAGAAAGGGUAGAAGGGCACUAUGCAAGCCAGAAGAUAUCAUAAAAGCACAAACGCAUUCUCCCUCACAAACAACAUACAAAUAUUUAAAUGUUUAUCUGUAUUUUUUUUUCAUUUUCAAUAUUUACGUGCAAUGUAAACAAGGAAAAAAGUUUGUGGGGGUUCACAUUCAUCACUAAAAAAGGAGUCAUUCAUUUUUCUCUCUACAUGUUGAUAACUAUCAGGUCAACACUCUAAACUUUAUACUAGAC
This is a messenger RNA of Humulus lupulus (European hop), 1600 nucleotides long. RefSeq lists its product as uncharacterized. NCBI's taxonomy places the organism in Eukaryota, Viridiplantae, Streptophyta, Magnoliopsida, Rosales, Cannabaceae. The transcript has 5 exons. Bases 146 to 844 code for a protein of 232 amino acids. The record is from RefSeq and is a predicted model, not a curated record. Gene Ontology annotation, biological process: recombinational repair.